AUGGAAACCUAUUCUGGUCGAGUUCACGCAGUAUUGACUUUUGUUUCAAUUGCGUUGUUUACUAUAGCAUUAAUGUUCGCUCUUCCAACUUGCUUAAAAAAUUAUGGUGAUCUUGUGUCUGUGAAGAUAUCAACAUCUCGUGAACAUGUCAUUAAUUUACCUAAUAUCAAAGUCGGAAAAGAAAUUUGUGAUCUUGGAAUGCUUAAAUUUGAUUUACAAGCCGAUUUUACCAAAGCUUUUGAUUACAAUACCAAUGUAAUAUUUAUAUAUCUAACUGCCCAUUACCAGACAAAGGCCAAUAAGUUUAAUCAAGUUGUUCUUUGGGAUUACAUUUUACGUUACAAAGCUGAGCAGAUAAUAAAUAUUCGAGAUCAAGAUGUGAAAUAUUACUUUUGGGACGAUGGCCGAGGAUUGAAAAACAAUCAAAAUAUCACUUUAACUCUCGACAUGGCUGUUAUGCCGAUCUCUGGAUUUUUACGUACAUUUACUUUACCUACAAGUCAUGUUUUCAGUUUUCCAGACAUUUAUGCGAAUCAUUAA
Tetranychus urticae (two-spotted spider mite) is the source of this 540-nucleotide messenger RNA. RefSeq names its product signal peptidase complex subunit 3. The record is from RefSeq and is a predicted model, not a curated record. Lineage: Eukaryota; Metazoa; Arthropoda; Arachnida; Trombidiformes; Tetranychidae. Gene Ontology annotation, cellular component: signal peptidase complex; membrane. Gene Ontology annotation, biological process: protein targeting to ER.